Lactuca virosa is the source of this 2557-nucleotide messenger RNA. Lineage: Eukaryota; Viridiplantae; Streptophyta; Magnoliopsida; Asterales; Asteraceae. The record is from the annotation of a GenBank genome assembly.
AUGUCAUCACCUCUCUUCCUAUUUUCUAGAUUCCAAAGAUUAAAGAACACAAGUUGUUUGUUAGGUCAAAACAGCAUAUCCUGUUUUUUUGGUACUACACAAGUUCAAAUUGCAUCAGAUGUUGGACAAGCAAAUGUUGAGGUGACAGAGGAGCAGUUAUUACUGAUGCAUAGAGCCAUCACCUAUAGAAACUAUACCCAUCUAUACAUGAGAUUCUUCGGUUGUAAAAGCAGAUUAAGGAGAAGCUGAAAGAAGUUGAUCAAAAUGAUGUCUAAUGCUUUUCUUGGUCUGCAUUUUAGCCGUUUACUCAACAAAGAGGAUGUGGAUGAGUUAAAGGUUUACUCAACAAAGACGUAUUCUAAAUCAACAUGUUGUUUUUCUUUCCUACCUUUUCUAUUUGGUUCAUGGAUUACAUAGAAAUUUGAAGGAAUUGGAAUGGGAGAUCCCUUCAGUUACAAAUUUGAUUGACAAAAUGGAUGGGAAAUGGAUUCCAUCAAAUUCCCCCAAAAUCUGUAUUCAAAGGAUUUGAUCAUUCCUAGGGAAGAUUUGAAAUCCCAUUAUUUAUUUCUUCAUUAAAAAGACUAAAUUUGUCCUUAGAGCCAAAUAUUAUUAUUUUCUCAAUCUUGAACCUUCUUUAUAUUCUCACCCCUAAUUUAUCCUAAUUUACAACUCCAUAAUUGUAGAUAUUUAUAAGUAAUUAUCGUAUUAUUAUCUAUUUAUUUUUCUUCAUGAGUCAUUUUUAAUGUCAUGUUACUUUUUUUUUAAAUGUUUAUGAAAUCAGAGUAUGCAUGUUUGAUGUUUAUAUAAUUAAUGUUUUUUAAUUGUUUCAUAAAUAAAAUCUUUUUUCAGUAAAUAGCAAUCUUAUCAAUUUAUAUACAGGAAUCACUAAAGGGUGUUUUGGUCAUUUAGCAUAAUUUUCAUUUUUAAUUCUUUUGAUAGAUUUGCAAUCUAAAUAAAUAUUAUUUGCAAUCCAUUUUGUCAUUUUAAUUCCUUUGGUCAUUUAGCAUAAUUUUCAUUUUUAUUUACAUGGUGUUGUAUUCUUUUCAGACCAUGAAGCCUUUGAUCAUCAUGUUACAUAUUCCAAUUCCUUUGACAAAUUCCAUUCAUUUUAAAAAUCUUCUGUGCACCACAAGUUCCCUUUUACUUACGGUGGAGAAUAGGAAAAUAGGAUGCCCCGAGAAUCAAGGUACACUUUUAGCUCCAUUGAAUCUCAAAUAAGGGUGUUGUGUUGGGUUAUAAUGGAAUUGGUUUAUCAAAUUACCACCUUCUAUCCACUGAUUGCAAGCUGAAAAAGCAUGGAAACGAUAUGCAGGAAAGUACAUGUAAUUAUAGCUAUAAGUGUAUGACCCUGUUUGUGUAUUUCCAGAAAUACCCCCCUAUUUCUAAAACCUGUGUCUAUUCAUUAUCUUGAUGGGAUUAACAUACUUCAUGUUGAAUCAAUCAAAAAAAGAUGUUGAAUAUAUGGAAAACUUAUUAUUCAGACUUAAACAUCUCCAACAACACGAGUCAAUCUUUCAUGAUUUCUGCCAUUUUGAUUACUGAUUUGAUGGUGCUAAUAACUUAAAGGACAUGCUGUCCAAUAUUAUUCAUCAUGAAAGAUGAAUCAUAAGCUUUCUGGUGUUCUGUUUCUUUAAUGGAAAGAUUAGGUCCAAAUUUCAACCGUGAUCAAAAUGGCAUGCACUAUUAAAGCUGGUGGAACUACUCAACAUCCCAUUCAUUACACAACAGGUUCAAACAAAGCGACUGCUUGAAUUACUUCUUCUGAUUCCGCUGGAUUCUGAUCCAAUUCAAAAGGGAAUUCGAAUACGAUAUAACAAUAAGGUUAUGGACACACUAUCUAAGUGAACACCUUCAUCUAUACGGAGCCAAGUUUCUGUCACGAAUUCAGCACUGCUAUGGGAAACAACAGCUUGCUUCUUGCUCCCCCAAGUAACAAGAUUCCCCCAAACAUAGGAGCAAUAUCCUGUGACUAAUCUAAAUAUUUCUCAAUUGGAUGAUUAGUACACCCACGGACUCCUUUCCUGUGAGCUAUUGGCACAACAUCUAAAUCAUCAAUAAUUGGAGCUUGAGUAGAAUCCAUACCUUUGUAAAUAUCAUAAUCGGUGGGGACUGGUUCUUGUUGAACAUGCUGAGGUUCUUUUGAUUUCUCAGUUUGUCUCCUUCUGUAAACACGAAGCUCAGGGGUUGAACCAGUUUUUGGAUUUUGACCAGGCAUAUUCGACCCCUAUGGUGAAAGAUCAUGUUGCAAUUCAGUGUUUUGGACAUGAGAGUUGUUUUGUGAUUCAUUUAUGGGAACAAAGGUUGGCUGAUUUUCUAGAUCAUGAUGGAAAUCCCAAAUCGGAUAUUCUUUGGAGCUCUCCCCCUGAAUAUUUGAUUUGGGAAAGUAAGCUUGGUUCUCAAAGAAGCUUACAUCCAUAAAAUUAUAAUAUUUUCGAGUGCGAGGGGAAUAACACACACUUCUAUCCCUUUUUAUUAGAGGAGUAACCAAGGAAAGGAACACACAUUUUUCAGAUUUGGGAUCAAGUUUUGAGCGAUGAUGAGAGUGGAUAUGAGAGUG